AUGGAAUAUUUGAGCAGAACUUUGAAGAGUCUCAAGGAUAUUCCUGAUUUCAAUUUCCAUCCAAGAUGUGCAAAAAUGAACCUCACUCACAUCUAUUUUGCAGAUGAUCUGAUCAUGUGUUGUAGAGCUGACAAGACCUCUAUCCAACUACUACUAGACAAGUUCAACCAUUUUUCAAAGGUGACAGGGCUCAUGGCUAACUUAGAUAAAAGCUCUAUCUAUGUAGCUGGAGUCAACCAGGGAUUUAAAGAAAUGAUAUGCUCAGACUUCCAAUUCAAGAUGGAGUCCUUGCCAUUCAAGUACUUGGGAGUGCCUUUAUCCUCAAGGAAACUAUCUAUUCAGCAGUGUAUGCCAUUAGUAGAGAAGAUUACAAACAGAAUAAAGUGCUGGACAUCAAAGCUCCUAUCAUACAGUGGCAGACUACAAUUGAUAAGAAGUGUGUUGUUUGAAAUGCAUACAUACUGGGGGCAGGUGUUUUUGAUACCAAAGAAGAUCAUACAACUAGUGAACUCUGUCUGUAGAAUUUUCCUAUGGACAGGAAGUUAUAGUCCUUCAAAGAGAGCUUUGAUUUCCUGGGACAGAAUAUGCAUGCCUGUAUCAGCUGGAGGUUUAAAUGUUAUAAACUUUGAAUGGUGGAAUAAAGCAGCACUGUGUAAGCUAAUGUGGGCAGUACACUCAAAGAAGGAUGCUCUCUGGAUCAAAUGGAUUCACUCAGUAUAUAUAAAGAAGAAGGAUUUCAAUAGUAUGCCGACUCCUAAUCAAGCUUGCUGGUUGGUAGGGAAGAUAUUUGAUAUUAGAGACCGGUACAUAAACAUUGAAUCCUUUGCAAAUAUAAACAAGUUUUGCAGAAGAGAAAAAUUCAGUAUUCAGAAGAUGUACACUCUAUCAAGACCCCAGUAUCCAAAGGUUGGGUGGAAAGCCUUACUAUUGGGUACAAGCAUCCCUAGGCACAACUUUAUACUAUGGCUAGCUCUAAAUCACAGACUUAAUACUGUGGAUAGAUUAGCAGCAUGGGGCAUACAGGUCGACCUUGGAAGUCUCCUAUGUAAGAAUGGGCAAAAUGAAACUAUGACUCACUUGUACUUUGAAUGUCAAUACUCAAGAAGCAUAUGGGGCAUUCUGCUUAAUUGGAUAGGAGAGAAACAUCAGAUUGGUUCAUGGGAAGAGGAAGUCAAAUGGCUGAGUGCAAGAACAAAAAACAGUCGAGCCUAUGGUAGUAUUCUGGCAUUUCUGUUUGCAGCACUAAUAUACGACACUUGGAUAGAAAGGAACAUGCGUAGAUUCCAGGGAAAGGAGACUGAUAUGACGAAGAUGAUACAAGACAUUGUCCUUCAAUUACACAUCAAAGGACAGCAGAAGGCAAAAUAG
Nicotiana attenuata is the source of this 1368-nucleotide messenger RNA. RefSeq lists its product as uncharacterized. The transcript has a single exon. The record is from RefSeq and is a predicted model, not a curated record. NCBI's taxonomy places the organism in Eukaryota, Viridiplantae, Streptophyta, Magnoliopsida, Solanales, Solanaceae. The coding region runs from base 1 to 1368 and encodes 455 amino acids.